This is a messenger RNA of Punica granatum (pomegranate), 1856 nucleotides long. Lineage: Eukaryota; Viridiplantae; Streptophyta; Magnoliopsida; Myrtales; Lythraceae. The record is from RefSeq and is a predicted model, not a curated record.
CCCCCUUUAUAUAAAUCCCUUGAUCAAGUUUCAUCGAAUUACAUCCAUCAAAUUAAUUAAGUUCGCUAAUCUUCUCUCUGCUCUCUCUUGCUCUGAUCCCUCCACAAAUAGAAGCAAUUAGAGGAGUUUGCUAAGCAUUCCUUUGACAUCAUCAACACGAUAUGUUGCCGAGAAGUCGAACCCUUCCUUCAAGAAUCCACCAUGGAGUUGUAGAAGAGAGGCAUGAUAUAAGGCACUACUUUCAAGUCGAAGUGCAGCCUAAACCGAACAACGAGAGUGAAGCUAUCAACCCUCAGGCUAACUAUUCCAAGUGCUUCGAUGAUGACGGUCGUCUAAAGAGAAGCGGGACAUUUUGGACUGCAACAUCGCAUAUCAUAACGGCCGUGAUUGGGUCCGGGGUGCUGUCGCUGGCAUGGGCAAUCGCUCAACUGGGCUGGGUUGCAGGGCCCGCUGUCAUGAUUCUCUUCGCCUUCGUCAACCUCUAUACUUCAAAUCUCCUGUCUCAAUGCUACCGGUCUGGGGACCCGGUCACGGGCCAGAGGAACUAUACUUACAUGGAUGCCGUUAAGGCCAACUUAGGCGGCAAGAAAGUCAUUAUGUGCGGUUUGAUCCAAUACAUCAAUCUGUUUGGGGUCGCCAUCGGCUACACGAUCGCUGCUUCUGUUAGCAUGAUGGCAAUCAAGAGAUCGAACUGUUUCCAUAACAGUGGAGGAAAGGAUCCUUGCCACAUGUCGAGCAACGGGUACAUGAUAACUUUCGGCAUAGCAGAGAUACUAUUGUCGCAGAUCCCAGACUUCGAUCAGGUGUGGUGGCUCUCCAUAGUCGCAGCUAUCAUGUCCUUCACUUACUCUACCGCUGGCCUUGGCCUUGGCAUCGGUAAAGUUGCCGGCAAUGGACAGCUCAAAGGGAGCCUUACAGGCAUAAGCGUAGGAGCCGUGACAUCGAAUGCAGGAACUGUCACCGAGAUGCAAAAGCUGUGGCGAAGCCUGCAAGCUCUUGGUGCCAUUGCUUUUGCUUACUCCUACUCCAUCAUCCUCAUCGAGAUUCAGGAUACGUUAAGGUCUCCACCGGCAGAGCACAAAACCAUGAGGAAGGCCACUCUGUUUAGCAUAAUUGUGACAACCGUUUUCUACUUGCUCUGCGGGUGCAUGGGCUACGCCGCCUUUGGAGACCUUGCUCCUGGGAAUCUCUUGACCGGGUUUGGGUUCUAUAACCCUUACUGGCUCCUCGACAUCGCCAAUGUCGCGAUCGUGAUCCACCUGGUCGGGGCUUACCAGGUCUACUGCCAGCCCUUAUUCGCGUUUGUUGAGAAAUGGAGCGCCCAUAAAUGGUCCAAGAACGACUUCGUGACUGCCGAGUACGACAUACCGAUCCCCUACUUCGGCGUCUACCAGCUCAACUUCUUCCGCCUCGUGUGGCGAACAAUCUUCGUCAUGCUGACCACAAUCAUCGCGAUGCUCAUGCCCUUCUUCAAUGACGUGGUCGGGAUCCUCGGCGCAUUCGGGUUCUGGCCCCUGACAGUCUACUUCCCGGUCGAGAUGUACAUUGCUACGAGCAGGAUCCCCAGGUGGUCGACCCAAUGGGUCGGGCUCCAGAUCCUAAGCAUGACCUGCUUGGUCGUGUCCAUAGUUGCAGCAGUUGGCUCGUUUGCUGGAGUGGCCCUGGAUCUCAAGACUUAUAAGCCUUUCAAGACUAGUUACUGAAAGCGAUUAGCGAUUUUACUCGGGCUCACGAACAGCUAUAGACCAACAAGAAUUUCUUUGAAAGCGUGGAAUUGUGGAGAGGCCUUCUCAGGAAUAAGAUUUGUAAUACUAUGCCGAUAUAUAGUGAGACUCAACUCGAUGUCUUAUCAUCCA